Olea europaea var. sylvestris is the source of this 1592-nucleotide messenger RNA. Its product is annotated as protein RMD5 homolog. Gene Ontology annotation, molecular function: ubiquitin protein ligase activity. The record is from RefSeq and is a predicted model, not a curated record. Lineage: Eukaryota; Viridiplantae; Streptophyta; Magnoliopsida; Lamiales; Oleaceae. Gene Ontology annotation, cellular component: cytoplasm; GID complex; nucleus. Bases 262 to 1416 code for a protein of 384 amino acids. The transcript has 3 exons. Gene Ontology annotation, biological process: proteasome-mediated ubiquitin-dependent protein catabolic process.
AUAUCUUCCUGUGGCACCACCGCUUACAGCUGACCAACAUUUUGCUGCUGCCCAAUCAAUCAUAAUUGCAUUUCGCACUCUUUCUCUGUUCUUCUUCAGUUGUCUUUCUUGGUGUGCACAUGGUUGGGACGAGAAAAUAACUUUUUCUAAGAUUGAAGAAUAUAUUUCCAUCACUCUAUAUCCCACACCAAUGCAAUUCGCUUUGAGCAACACCCCAUUAAUAUAAUUUGGUUGUCAAUUCCAGGAACUUCAGAAUUUCAAAUGGAGCUGAGUAACAUCAAAGAUGCAUUUGAUCGUGUUACAAAGAAGCAGAUAUCGUUGUCCUCAAAAUUUCAAGAAAUAAUUGAACAAAUUGGGCAAGAGAUAGAACAAACAUUAUCUAGAAUACAAUCAGGUCAUGCAUCUGCAUCUGAUUGUAAGUUGAUCCUUGGUGAAGUAAAAGCCAAGUUGAAAGAAAUUGCUCCACUCAACCAGAUGGAAGGCACACAAAAGGAAUUGAACAUUGCUUUGAGCAAGUAUCCAAAAAUCCUUGAGAAAUCCUUCAAUCCCGAUAUAUCGAAGGCUUAUCGUAAUGUUGAUUUUGAUAUUCAUACUGCCAAUCAAAUCAUUGCCAGUCAUUUCUAUCGGGAGGGUCAGUUUGAUAUUGGUGAUUUUUUCGUCCACGAGUCCGGGAAACCAGAAGCUGCGGCUGAUAAAUCUCCUUUUUUGGAAAUGUAUCAAAUACUUGAAGCCAUGGAGUCACAUAACCUGGAGCCUGCUCUGAAUUGGGCUUCCACCAACAAGGAACAACUUAUACGAAGUGGAUCUGACAUUGAACUGAAGUUUCAUCACCUUCGGUUUGUGGAGAUCUUGCAGAACAACGGCAGUGAUGAAGCUCUGAAGUAUGCUAGAACAUUUUUCGCUCCUUAUGCUUCCAGUCAUAUGGCUGAAAUUCAAAAGCUUAUGGCUUGUCUUGUAUGGGCUGGGAGUCUCGAUUCCUCUCCAUAUUCCGAAUUAUUAUCCCCUGUGCACUGGGACAAAUUGGCUGAGGAGUUCACCCGGCAGUUCUGCAACCUUAUUGAGCAAUCAUAUGAGAGUCCGUUGAGUGUGACAAUUGCAGCUGGAGUUCAGGGGUUGCCAACCCUUCUAAAACUGGUGAAUGUCAUGACUGGUAAAAUGCAUGAAUGGCAAUCCAUGAAACAAUUACCCGUGCCCGUGGAUUUGGACGGAGAAUUCCAGUUCCAUUCGAUGUUUGUUUGUCCUGUGAGCCGGGAUAUAGCAAGUGAAGAGAACUCCCCUAUGCUGAUGUCAUGCGGUCAUGUACUGUGUAAGCAAUCUAUUACAAAGCUGUCCAAAAAUAAUAGCACUCGGCCUUUCAAGUGUCCUUACUGUCCCUCUCUGGUCGAAGCAGGUCAGUGCAGGCAGCUUUGUUUCUGAUCUUUGUUAAAAGAUUUACUAUGCCCCAUCCAAAAAAAAAAAAAAAAACUGUAAUGUUAUGAAACUUAGGGACACGAUAUCAUCUAGGGUAGAUUUGGUCUCUGUAUAACGUUUAGUGAACUGUAAAUAGAUAUUCUUUGCAUAUUUAUGGCAGUAUCAUAGGCAUGUAUUUUUCA